Messenger RNA from Scutellospora calospora, 187 nucleotides. NCBI's taxonomy places the organism in Eukaryota, Fungi, Glomeromycota, Glomeromycetes, Diversisporales, Gigasporaceae. The record is from the annotation of a GenBank genome assembly.
GAUCUUGAAAAAGUCUCCAAGGAACUCGAUAAAGUCUCUAAAGAACUCGACAGGUCACGUAAAAGAAUUAAAUCCCUUAAAAGAGAGAAAGAGUUGUUGUUGGAUCGUAUCAGCCGGUAUGUGACUGACUCUUCUGAUUCUGAAAAAUCCAUUGAACUUUCGUCUGAAGCUUCUUCAGACUCUGAUG